AUGGAGGUAUAUCGCGACAGCGACGUCGAACAUUUGUUGGUUCUAGGGGGUUCCUCCCCACAUAGCUCUGUAUUUGCAUUGCUCGCUUGCGGGGGGUUAGAAGGCACCAGCUUGUCCUCUACCUGCGUAGCUAAGGGCACCAAGCUGAUAGCGCAGCCAGGAACGCCUGAAGACAGCGUGAGAAGCAGAGAGGAUGUGCCUUGUGCUGGUUUGUCACUGCAGACAGAGAAGGCCUUCCAGCGGCAGCAUGGGGCCUCUCAGUUGGCCCUUGCGCAGUCUUCAAAGAGGAGGGGAAAGGCGAGAUACUGGCGGGAGGUAGGACUGGGUUUUGCCACGCCUCGCUUGGCAAAGGAAGGCACUUACGUCGACAAGAAAUGUCCCUUCACCGGCAACGUGUCCAUUCGUGGCCGCAUCAUCAAGGGGAUGGUGAUUUCUGCCAAGAUGAAACGCUGCGUCGUUAUUCGACGCACAUAUUUGCACUUUGUGAGAAAGUACUCUCGUGUUGAGAAGCGGCAUAAGAACGUGACUUGCCAUCUGUCGCCAUGCUUCGAACAAGUCAAAGAGGGCGAUAUCGUCACCGCUGGGCAGUGCAGGCCCCUCUCGAAGACAAUUCGCUUCAACGUGCUUAAAGUCGAAAGCAACCAAGUGUUCGGCAAUGUGCGCAAACAAUUCCGUCUUUUCUAA
Eimeria acervulina is the source of this 684-nucleotide messenger RNA. RefSeq names its product 40S ribosomal protein S11, putative. NCBI's taxonomy places the organism in Eukaryota, Apicomplexa, Conoidasida, Eucoccidiorida, Eimeriidae. Gene Ontology annotation, biological process: translation. Gene Ontology annotation, cellular component: cytosolic small ribosomal subunit; ribosome. The transcript has 4 exons. Gene Ontology annotation, molecular function: structural constituent of ribosome. The coding region runs from base 1 to 684 and encodes 227 amino acids. The record is from RefSeq and is a predicted model, not a curated record.